Messenger RNA from Monopterus albus (swamp eel), 1393 nucleotides. RefSeq lists its product as uncharacterized. The coding region runs from base 1 to 1299 and encodes 432 amino acids. Lineage: Eukaryota; Metazoa; Chordata; Actinopteri; Synbranchiformes; Synbranchidae. The record is from RefSeq and is a predicted model, not a curated record. The transcript is spliced from 2 exons. Gene Ontology annotation, cellular component: membrane.
AUGGAGAAGAAAGUGGUUUAUCUUUGGUCCGUGAUAGUGCUGCUGUCGGUGGUACUGAGCUCUGCUCUAACCCUGGAUAUACCAGUAUACUUCAAGGUUGGCGGCAGCCUGGAACUGAGGCCUCAGCCGGAGCACACCGCCAUAACCGGCAUCGUGUGGAGACACAACGGUGAUCUGGUGGCUGAGUGGGUGGAUAAGGACUCUCCGUUGACGUACUGGGGGGUGUUUAAAGGCCGUACAACUCUGAACACAACCACUGGACGUUUGGAAAUUCGAAAAAUGAGUAAAGAUGACGCAGGGUUGUUUACAGUGGAGAUUAACAAGGUUCAGAACGAGAGUUAUGCAGCCAGAGUGGUCAAGGAGGUGUCCAAGCCGACGGUGUUGGUAGCAUGUAGCCCUGCCUUGGAGAGCUGUGUACUGUCCUGUGAUGGAGACACCACAGAGACUGGACCCGUCGACUACUACUGGAAGUUUGGAGACAGAGGGUGGAAGCAGAGGUUCUGUGGACAGAUAUACCCAAAAUACGUCAAGGUUGGCGGCAGCCUGGAACUGAGGCCUCAGCCGGAGCAGACCGCCAUAACCAGCAUCGUGUGGAGACACAACGGUGAUCUGGUGGCUGAGUGGGUGGAUAAGGAGUCUCCGUUGACGUACUGGGGGUCGUUUAAAGGCCGCACAACUCUGAACACAACCACUGGACGUUUGGAAAUCCGAAACAUGGGUAAAAAUGACACAGGGUUGUUUACAGUGGAGAUUAACAACAAGGUCCAGAGUGAUCGUUAUCCAGCCAAAGUGGUCAAGGAGGUGUCCAAGCCGACGGUGUUGGUAAAACCCCUGGCAUGUAGCCCUGCCUUGGAGAGCUGUGUACUGUCCUGUGAUGGAGACACCACAGAGACUGGACCCGUCGACUACUACUGGAAGUUUGGAGACGGAGGGUGGAAGCAGAGGGAGAAGGACAUUACCAUCAAUAAGACCGAGGAGAUGCAAAGUGCUAAAACGGUCUCCUGUAGGAUGAAGAACCUGGCUGGUGAGAAAGACAGUGACCCCGUGGAGAACCCUUUUUUCAAAGAGCCAAACGGGUCAGUAGGGUUGGGUGUGGGACUUUUCUUACUUAGCGUCGUAGUCUUAGCUGGGGGUGUAGUUGGUUAUUGGAAGCGAGAAUCCAUCAAGGAGCUGGUCUGUCCACAUAACAACGGUAACAACGGUGAUGCAUCUAACAGACAGUGUGAUGGAACGUUACAGGAGUCUCAACAACUCAACGACGUGGAGAAGUCAGACAAAGAUGGUAAAGUAACACAGUAGUGGAGCUGUUGGUGCAUGGAAAUGCAUCAGAUCAGGACUCCACUUCCAUCGUGCUCAGAUGGCUGUUGCUCCGUACACAUUCAGAAAACCCAAC